GUGGAGGAACAUACUUGGGAGGCUUUCCGGCUCUGUGAGCAGGUCUAACUGGCUUUGCAUGGCUCCAGUCUCUGGCAUUCACCUCCUCAACACAGGAUGGCUUUACAGGGACCCGCUUGAUGCACUUCUGCAUUCUGCCUUGUUAUGAAGGGAGGACGUGCGUUAAGUGUGAGACGGGAGGACUUCCUGAAAUGUGAUGGAUCCCAAUCAAAGGCAAGCCAAUGCAUCCGUUCAGAGACAAGAUGCCACUGACCUCCCCGGGCCUCUUACUGACGAUCCUUUUGAUCUCUACGAGAGCGCUGGGAAGAUGUCCUCCACUGAAAUCCAACCCAGCCCCCCCAGGCCACCACCAAUCCGUCGCCCUCCUCCUCCGCUCAGAACCAGACUUCCCAGUGAAUGUUUGCCGGGUACCAAAGGCCAAGCACCCGUUCCUUUACCUCGCAAGGGGCGAAUACCCCUCAGCAACAGCAAGAAGCAGCUAUCCUGUGACCUCACUGAUCACGCUUCCAAACUGAACCGUUCCCGUUCGGAAAUACACAAUCAUGACCCAUGGACGAUCGCACUAAUAGACACUCCAGAAGGCAGCACCAGGAGGCUGACGUCUUUUUGUGCAGCCACUUCCAGCCUCAUGUCACGACACCGGCACACAGACAUCCUCCAUAACUCGGGUUUGGUAUGGAGUCGUUUGUUACGAAUCAAUCCGGCCCUCCUGCAGCAGGUGGAGGUGAAUGUCAGCGUGGCCACCGAGUGGGACAAUCACCAGCUCCCCUUCCGCACCGCGGUGAACAGGACAGUGAAGAGUCUGAUCGAUGAAAUCUUCCAGCUGCUCGACCUCCCCCCCAGCCCAAGCGGAUGUCAUUAUUUGAAACUGUGCAACUCCGAUGAGUAUCUCGAAAAUGAAGAACUGCUGGGCAUGCACGAGAAGGUUCAGAUCUCCUCCAAGCUAAAACUGGUCGUCCCCCUGCGACUGCUCCACGUGGACAACCUCAGACACCGUCUGUGCAGAGAUGGGGAGGAUGACCGAACACCUUGCCAGCUGUACCAGCUCCUGCGUUCUGCUUGUGUCUUCAACACCUGCAGGUUGAGCCUGCAGAAUGUGCUCUGGAGCUACAACAGGGAGGUGUCAGAGCUAAUGAGGAGUAAGUCGGGGAUGAACGUCAAUGUGGUCGUGUCCCGCGUCCGGGUCAUCAGUAAUCUUCUGUGCGGGCUCUCGUGUCAGCAGCUGGAGGACGCUAUCGGCAGUCUCAACAGAAUCAAUCCCAUACCUCUGAGUCAUGAUGAGAUCUUUCAGUGUGAAACAGCCAUGAUUGUGCUCCACAAGGAGCUGCUGAGAUUGCUUCAGGUCUUCUUCAACAAUUUCCAGUCAGACGUCCGAUGUCAGGAAGAAACCAACAGCAUGCAAAUAUUAGACGUUGAAGACAACUCUGAAAUCCUCCAAUUCAAUAUCUGUGCUCUGUACCAACUCCAGUCCACCUGGUUGAUGAACUAUGAAUGCUUCUCGGUAUCCUGUGAUUUGACGUAUGGAGGAAUAAAGAUCUGCGACACAGGCAUCUCUGAAAAUAUCUGCACCGCCUUGGCAUCCGGGAACAAGAUCCAGUGUAACCGCGUGAUGGUGUUUCCCGCUCGGGUUAAUCAGCUGCCGUAUGAGUGCAUGUUGACAUUUUGCCUCAAGGCCUCCAAGCGCGGAAAGACGCCCGAGCUUUUAGGCUGGGCUGUGCUACCUCUCUACAGCAAUAGGACUCUGGUAAAUGGGACCGUUCUGCUCAGUUUGUCCACACUGCCCGAGCUGCCUGUCCCUCCCUCCCCCGCCCUGUUUGACGGCCACGGUCAAGCCGUCGGGGUCAUUCUGCAGCUUGAGUUUGCUGAUCAGUUCGAGUGGAGGUAUCAGAGGCCCAUCGCCCUCCCCGGCUCCUUCAGUUUUAAUGAGCCUUGUGAGUCGUUGCAGAGAAAAAUGGUGGAAGUCUCUAAGAAGCACUGUCUCUGCUUUCUAACAGAAAAUGAGAAGGCUUUCCUCUGGAGUAAGCGCCACAGCAGUAACCAAAGAAGUACUUUUCUCCACCUGCUGCUUGGUGGAGUGCCCCAGUGGCGUCCUGAAGACCUGACGGAAAUCUACACUUUCGUAGAGAACUGGACCAUCUAUCUGCCAGAGGAGGCCCUGUUCCUGCUCAGUGACAGUUUCCAUGAUCAGACUGUGAGGAGAGCUGCGGUUCAUUACUUUGAACAGAUACCGGAUGAAGAGCUGGAGGUGUUUCUACCACAGUUAGUGCAGGCUCUGAAGAGCGAGUGGGAGCUGGAUGGACCUCUGGUGAUGCUGCUGUUGGAGAGAUCAUUGAAGAACGUGCGGAUUGCCCAUCAACUCUACUGGCUGCUGGAGGAUGCCUACACUGACUCCUACUACCAGAGUUGGUUUAGUAAGGUACAGGCUGCCCUGCGGCACUGUUGUGGCCGGGCUCUGAGGCAGGAGCUGGAGAACGAGACCCGCCUGCUGUCUGUGCUCAUGCAGGUGGCCGAGCAGGUCUGCACCGCUAAAGAGGCUCGGCGUAAGCAGAAUGUUUUGGCCAAUGAGAAAGUAAAGAUUCAGGAGUUCUUCGGAGAGCGGAUCAGCUGUUGUCUGCCACUGGAUCCUGCCGUGCGUGUGAAGGCAGUGGACCUGGAUGCUUGUAAGUUUUACAACUCCAAUGCUGCUCCUCUUGGGAUCUCCUUCUCCUGCUCAGACCCGCUGGCCAAAAACAUCAGUGUCAUCUGCAAGACAGGAGAUAACCUGCGGCAGGACAUGUUGGUGCUUCAGAUAGUCUGUGUGAUGGACAGUGUGUGGCUACAGGAGGGGCUGGACCUGCAAAUGAUCACCUACAGGUGUCUUUCCACGGGCAGAAAUCAGGGCCUGGUGGAAGUGGUCCCAGAUGCAGUGACCCUCGGGCAGAUUCAGCAGGAGUGGGGUCUGGGUGGCACCCUUCGAGAAGACACCCUGGAGAAAUGGUUCCACAUGUCUAACAAAACUAAAGAGGACUAUGACAAGGCUGUGAUGAACUUCAUCCACUCGUGUGCAGGGUGGUGUGUGGCCACCUUCAUCCUGGGGAUCUGUGACCGCCACAAUGACAACAUCAUGUUGAAGAACACUGGGCACAUGUUUCACAUCGACUUUGGCAAGAUCAUGGGCAACGCACAAAAGUUCGGAAACUUUAAAAGGGACCGGUCUCCAUUCGUCUUUACGUCCGAGAUGCAGCACUUCAUCACAGGCGGAGGGCAGAACCCUCAGCGCCUGCAUCGCUUCGUGGAGCUCUGCUGUGAAGCCUACAACAUGAUCAGAAAGCGCACUGCAUUGAUAAUCAGCUUGUUGGAGCUAAUGCUAAAUGCAAAUAUGCCAGAACUGAAGGACUCAAACGACCUGCUGUACGUCCAGAAGAACCUCAGACCUUGUGACACGGACCUGGAGGCCACAUCCUACUUCACAAGGAAGAUCAAGGAAAGCAUGGACUGUAUGGCAGUCAAGUUUAACUUCCUCACACACAGCAUAGCUCAAGGGAAGAAACAAGAAGCACAGGUGCAGCCGCUCAGCAGCCCGGCUCCUUCCACCAACAUCCAGGAAGCUGUCAUCCAGGGAUACACCAUCAGCGGAAAAGAUGUGAUCUACAACAUCCGAGUGACCAUCCACAAUGGUGUUCUGAACAGUGAGAAGACAUUCGGGCAGUUUGAGCUCAUCCAUAAGCAGCUGAAGAAGCACUUUAUUGAAACGCAGCUGCCGCCGUUUCCCAAGUGGUUUAAGAUGUCAUUCACCCCAGGCAGCAGGAUGUCUAUGCUAAAUAAAUACCUGAAAGAGCUUUUUGAGGGGCCUUGCAAGGGAAAUGAGUUUGUCUGCAGCAUGUUCCUGGACGGCCCCAUCACAGUUCCAGAAAGUGGGGUGACAGGAGCUCGUCCUCAGGUCCAGCUGAAAAUUUCUUACUCUGACUGCAAGCUAUCGGUCUUAGUAAAACACCUGAAGAACGUUAAGCUGUCAAAUGGCGCCAACCCCGACGCCCAUGUGAUCGCGCAUCUUAGGCCGGACCCUCGGCUGCAGUACAAGAGGAAGACCAAGGUGGUUCGGAAUAAUGACAACCCCACCUUCAAUGAGCUGUUGGAGUACAAUUCCAUCCCACUGCUGUAUGGGAGGGUACUGGAAGUCACAGUGAAGAGCAAGAAUAACUUUGUGGCUGCGACCAACAUCAGACUGGUGGAAGAUUUACUAGAAAAGGAGAAGUGGUUUGUCCUCGGAAACUGUGCGAUCUGACCUCAGAGAGCUGCGCUGUUAGUGCGCUGCCAGCAGGGGGAGCAGCGCCACCAGGAGGGAAUCAAUUCCAGGAUCUCUCCCAUUGAAUGAGACAAAUGCACCUGUGCAGAGGAGCUGAGGACUCGCACCCAUUCAUCAGGCACCCUAGCCUCCCUCCAGAGCUACAUAUUUUGGCAUUAAAUUGGGGGUUUUAGAUGACUUUACAAGGCUGAGUAAAAGACUUAGAGAAGGAUACCGUUUACUGUACAAAGCAUUACCUUGUCUGUUUUACUUUACAAAAUGAAGGAAUCAAAUGAAGGAAUCAUUUGUCCAAUUUUGGGAUGUGACUUUGCUGAUGGUUGAAGUCAAGAAACUUUCUAUUUAUAGGGAUGACUAUUGAACCUGGAAGCGUGUGUGGUGGAGACUGUCGAUGUGACAGAUUAAGGGGCAGGUGAUGCAUUGCAGUUAGGGAAGGCCUGUCUGACACCUGCUCAGACUGAGUGUGUUUGUCGACUGGAUGUCCUUGACCGGUGGAAUCGGAAGCGGGAGGCAGGAGAGUGAGGGAGAGGCAGGGGAGUGAGAGUCUGUGAGCGGGAGGACGACGCAGCCUCUCCGGCCUGAGGGGCCGAGUUAACGCUCUUCCCAUCACUCCAUCCUCUGUCUCAUCCAUCAGUGGCAUUCAGACACAGCUAUGCACAAGCAAACAGGCAAAGGCAGACAUUUGCAUGCCCACACAAGCACUCCGGAAUAAAGAACACACACAUACUCUCUGGGGCUUAAGGCUGGACCUCAUGUGAUCUUACAUCUUCCUCAUGAUACGCCUGCUGACGCUCUACUGUCUUUCAUCUCAUUCAUAGGAUUUAGUGAUAAAGGAUAGAAGUAGUCUCGCAGCACUGGAUUCAGUUGAAUAAUGUAAAGCUCUGUGAAUGCUAUUUAUAUUAUUCCCUGCUGCGUCUCUCACGAGGAAGUGGGCUUGGAGGAAAUUGCUGCCUGCUACUCUUUCAUAGUAUAGUGCUCAUUGACUAUUAAUGUAUCCUGGCAUCACUCAUUGCCUUCAGAAAAUAUAAUUAAUAAUAACUGCAUUCAUUGUUUUGGAAUAGAUGAACAUUUCUUUAUGGUUUCUCUUACGUGUGAUCAACGCUGCCACAAUAAAUGCACUUGCAUCAAUAAUUCAUUUGAUAAGAAUGUAAUCUCCUACUUUGGGGGUUUCUCCACUACUUGAUGCCAGAAGAGCGUUAUUCUGCAUUACUCCUCUGGUCUUUUUCCUCCUCACUGGAGAGAAAACAUGUCUUUUUUCUGACAAUAAAACCGAUAUUUAUAUCUGA
Molecule: messenger RNA, 5568 nt
Organism: Gasterosteus aculeatus aculeatus (three-spined stickleback)
Lineage: Eukaryota; Metazoa; Chordata; Actinopteri; Perciformes; Gasterosteidae
Gene: pik3c2g
Product: phosphatidylinositol-4-phosphate 3-kinase catalytic subunit type 2 gamma
Biological process (GO): cell migration; phosphatidylinositol-mediated signaling; phosphatidylinositol 3-kinase/protein kinase B signal transduction
Cellular component (GO): cytoplasm; phosphatidylinositol 3-kinase complex; plasma membrane
Molecular function (GO): phosphatidylinositol binding; 1-phosphatidylinositol-3-kinase activity; 1-phosphatidylinositol-4-phosphate 3-kinase activity
Source: RefSeq, a predicted model, not a curated record